UCGCUGAUUACCGCUCCUUUUUGGCAUCUUUGGGUAUCUCUAGAGCAAACUCUGGCUCUUAUUAAGGUUUUGGCAACUCUGUUUACCAUGAGUGCAAGUCCAAAGUAUGUUGGAGUCCCCUGGAAGUCUGCGCCCUUUGGGCUUGGUGUCAUUAUUCUCGCUACACCGAUCACUGUUUCAGCCUGGCGGAACGCUACCGUCUGACACAGGUCUGCUGGGGGAGUGUGACCUGAAUGAGGGGAGUUAAAGGAGCAGGAGCUGAAUGAGGACAGCGCAACGUGGAGGCGCUGAAGUAGAUUUAAAUGGAGAAGAAGGAGGAAGAUAGGCCGGAGAUUUGUGAAGGUUCCGGAUCGGUCAUGUACUGAGAAAGUAUAUUAAAGAAGAAUAAAAUCUCCACUCUCAACUAUGGCACGCAUCACUUUUUGAUAGAGCUGUCCGUGAUAAACAAUAAAUGCCAACGGUGACGUGGGAGCAGCUCAAUGCUGCCUUGCUGGAAAAAUCCUCUCUAAUGAAAAGAAAGACACCUGAGUGCAUGAAACACACGUAAAUGCAGCAUAAUGCCUUCAAAGGUCUCCUGCUUGUACAUCCUGACGGUUGUUUGCUGGGCAAGCGCUCUCUGGUAUCUGAGCAUAUCGCGGCCGUCGUCCUCCUACGUGACGCAGCUGACCAUACCCGUUCGGAAGGUCCCGAAACAGAGCAACAUCACAUUCACCAACAUCCGGACGCGCCCCUUGAACCCGCACGCAUUUGACUUCAUCAUCAAUGAACCCAAGAAGUGCGAGGCGGAAGCCCCCUUCCUCGUCAUCCUCAUCAGCACCACGCACAAGGAGUUUGACGCCCGGCAAGCCAUCCGAGAAACAUGGGGGGACGAAGGCGGCUUGAGCGACAUCCGAAUCAUCACACUCUUCCUGCUGGGCAAGAACACGGAUGCUGUCCUCAACCAGAUGGUGGAGCAGGAGAGCCAGAUCUUCCAUGACAUCGUGGUGGAAGACUUCAUCGACUCCUAUCACAACCUCACACUUAAGACCCUCAUGGGCAUGAGGUGGGUGGCCACCUACUGCCCCAAGGCCAAGUAUGUUAUGAAGACGGACAGCGACAUCUUUGUCAACAUGGACAACCUGGUCUACAAGCUGCUGAAGCCUUCCACUAAGCCCAGGAGACGGUACUUCACGGGAUAUGUGAUCAACGGGGGGCCCAUCCGGGAUAUGCGCAGCAAAUGGUACAUGCCCCGAGACUUAUACCCCGACAACAAAUACCCUCCUUUCUGCUCGGGCACUGGCUAUGUGUUUUCGGCUGACGUGGCCGAGCUCAUAUACAAGACGUCCCUCCACACGCGUCUUCUGCACCUUGAGGACGUCUACGUAGGGCUGUGUCUGCGCAAAUUAGGCAUCCACCCCUUCCAGAACAGCGGCUUCAACCACUGGAAGAUGGCCUACAGCCUCUGUAGGUACCGCCGAGUCGUCACAGUGCACCAGAUCUCCCCCGAGGAAAUGCACAGGGUCUGGAACGACAUGUCCAGCAAGAAGCACCUCAGAUGUUAACAGCUCCAGGCAGGACAAAAGCAAACUAUUGCCUCUUUUUCUAUUUAUUUGUCAAUAUCCGAAGGGGUCGAAGGUGGAUUUCUUUUGUUCUAAUUUAGUUGUAUAGUUAAACCAUUCAGAAGUGCACUGGAGGUCACGGUGAAGCUUGUGGAGUUCUCACGUAUUUUAACUAUGACGUACAAUCGAGCAUUAACACACAACCAGGUUAUGGUUUGUGUUGAUUGUGUUGCACAGAGGUGCCGGCCGACCAACCACUACGAGGAGCUGAAUCCUGGACACACGCCCAUGUUAAGGCUGUAGGCACAGGCAGACUCCCAACAGAAUAUGGCACAAGUCCAUACAUAUACGAUAAAACAGCAGCUAAUGUAUUGCCAGAUUAGCCAAGUAAUACGGAAAAACCAAUGGCCACCCACAUGCUCAUUGAUUUUAUACUCGUGUAGGCUUGUUACUGGGGUUUAUGUACAUGCCUUCUAGUAACAUUGUAAUGAGGAUGAUCUUUAUUACUCUGUGUUAAAGAGAACACAGUAAAAGCAGAGUGGGAACCUGAAUAGCGUACGUACCUGAAAAGCUCACUUCCUGUGUGGUCCGUCACUGCCGACCUGGCCCUACCCCCUACAGACCUACUGUACGUGUCCUGAAAUUAUAAAUCUGUAAGCUGUCAGUGUGUGACUCACUCAAAUGAAAGGCCCUGAUGUAUUCACUGUAGAGGCAAUGAAUUGUGUCGAUGGAACAAUAGAGUGAAUGUGUUCUGGGGAAGAGAUAUGAAACCUGUAAAUUAAGCAUCAUUUGCAUUUUAGAUAUAAGGCACUGUUUUCAAUAUGCAAAUUAUUUUCUUACUUUUCUGUAAAUGGUAGUGAACUCUCUGUUCUUGCUUCAGAUCCUACUCUUUGUACUACCUUUUGUGUACAAAGCUGUGUCUAUGUAAUAUAUACAUAAAUAUGUUUAUAUAUCCACAUAUAUAUGUAUAUAUCAAAAAAAGGAAUUUUACGUUGUAUAGAGUAAACUGGAAUUGUUUACAUUCACAAAUGAAUGUAUUAUUGUGUAUAGUAACCUAUCAUUCUGUACACAGUCACCGCUUCAGAAAUUAUUGCAAAAAAUAAAUAUAUUUUGUAUAAUUUGAGCCAGAUAGAGGAUGGUCUUAAUUGAGACAUUAGAAUAGAGUGAGAUAUGUUCAACCAUGUGUUUUUCUAAUUCUCUGGUAUUCAAAGCUGUUGUAAUAUUUUAAUGUGUAAACAUUAAUUUAAAAAAGGAA
Molecule: messenger RNA, 2793 nt
Organism: Brienomyrus brachyistius
Lineage: Eukaryota; Metazoa; Chordata; Actinopteri; Osteoglossiformes; Mormyridae
Product: beta-1,3-galactosyltransferase 1
Exons: 3
Coding region: 558-1541 (327 amino acids)
Cellular component (GO): membrane
Molecular function (GO): N-acetyl-beta-D-glucosaminide beta-(1,3)-galactosyltransferase activity
Source: RefSeq, a predicted model, not a curated record